Molecule: messenger RNA, 1485 nt
Organism: Adineta ricciae
Lineage: Eukaryota; Metazoa; Rotifera; Eurotatoria; Adinetida; Adinetidae
Source: the annotation of a GenBank genome assembly
AUGGUUAAUGAGUUGUCUAAUAUGAUAAUUGUCGACGAAAUCGAUCGACUAUGUGUUGCUUAUGAUAAAGCAAAAGAGUACGUGGCAAAAUUAACAUCGAAUAUUGAUCAGCAGAUCGAAAUAUGGCAAUAUCGCCGACAAAUUAUUUUUGAGCAAUCAAGACAAUCGAAAUCUUCAUCAUCAUGUGACUUUUUUCUGCCAAAAACUCAACGCAUUAACGAUUUAACUAUUCAAACUGUGGAAGCUCUAUGUCGCGCUGAUCUAUUACUUGAACAAAUUCAUCGUAUUGAUCCCAAGUCUGCUAUUCUUCCAGCAUCAACGUCAACAUUAGUUUCAACACGACCCAAUCAAACAAUCAUGUCAUCGUCUCAUGUACGUCAACCUACUCCAUCGUUUCCUAAACAAUCGCCAAUUUCACAUGCCCGAACCCAUGAACAAAGUAUGCCAUUUGUACCAGCAAUCCGAAAUACCCAACAAUCAAUAUCAGGCCGAUUAUCAAAUUUGAAUACGAAAGAAAAAACUGGCUUUCAACCUGUAAUAACACCACAAUCAUCGACAAACGUGAUGGAAAACCCAUCACGUACAACACCAGUCCAUACACAGAAUAUGAAUUAUUAUGCAAACAAUGGUCCUCUAAGCUUUCCUCGUACGACACCGUCAUCGUCAUCUCCCUGGUAUGUCAUACGUACAACACCAUCGGAACAUGUGUCCUCGCCGUUCCGAGGCACUUCGUCUGUCCCAUUGCUAACGAGGAAUCAAUUACUUCGUACGAAAGAAAAAGUCAAAUUGCAACGUAUAUCCUCCGGUACAAUAUGGUUUCCAGCGAAAAUUGAGAUCAUUGAUACAUUAUCAGGAUUCUAUGUUGAGAAUCUUGACCGAAACGUGAACAAAAGAUUCAGUCAGAUGCAGAAUCAACUCCAUAACCAUUACGAUGAAUUAGAAAAAUCCAAUCAAUUAGUUCCAUUACAAAAUAUUGCGAUUGGUGAUUUUGGUGUUGCAAAAUAUAGUGAAGACGAUCGUUGGUAUCGGGCACGUUUAAUUAUGUGCGAAGGACAAAAUUCCAUCAAGAUUGUUUUUGUCGACUUUGGAAAUAUUGAAAUCAAGUCUAUAAAUGAUUUUUACCCGUUACAUAAAAUGUUUACAGAUUUACCAGCACAAGCGAUUGCUUGUAGUUUAUCUGAAGCUUUUCCUCGAUCAGAAAAUGAAAACUCUGCUGUCUGGCCAGAAGAAGCAGUUCAGAUGUUUAAACAGAUAGUACUUGAUAAAGAGGUGAAAAUUCAUUUUGUCGAUUCAGAAGAAGGCACCGAAAGAUGGCCAUUACAUUUUGUUCGGGUACUCAUUGGCGAUCAAUCAUUAACAGAUCUACCUGAACUUCAACAAUUUAUUGAGCCAAGAUCAAAUCGAGAUAUUGCUGAAAUAAUGGCACCAUGUCUUACUGAACAGGAAUACAUUCUUUUCAAUGUACCCAUCAGUGAAGAUGAUUAA